Molecule: messenger RNA, 929 nt
Organism: Scophthalmus maximus (turbot)
Lineage: Eukaryota; Metazoa; Chordata; Actinopteri; Pleuronectiformes; Scophthalmidae
Product: cornifelin homolog
Exons: 4
Coding region: 281-634 (117 amino acids)
Cellular component (GO): cornified envelope
Source: RefSeq, a predicted model, not a curated record
GAUCCAGCCUCCUGACUGACGUGUGUCAGUGAUCUGCAGCUGUUGGAUAUUAAACCCACUAUCUGCCCCAAAGCAAAGCGACAGCUCUCUUUCAGUUUGUUGGCUAAACAGCGUUUCAUAGCUCAAGCUCGUCACAGUUUCCUGUGUGGUGUGCAGUGUGUCAGUUUGAUCACGAAGACACACACACACACACACACACACUGACCGACUCUUCUGCUUAAUGUGUCCUUCACUAAAGGCAGCUGAAUCAAAAUCAACCAGCAGGUCCAAAUAAUCCGAAAUGUCAAACCCAGUGGUGUCCCAACAACCAGGUGCAGGCGGCUAUGGGACAAACGUCCAAACAGGUGAAUGGAGCACGGGCCUGUGCUCCUGCUGCAGUGACCUGCUUGUCUGUGCUCUUGGCUGCUUCUGUCCAAUUGCAUUGAGCUGCUACACAGCAGAUAAGUAUGGAGAAAACUGCUGCUUGGGUUGUGUGCCAGGAGGCUUGACAGCAAUGAGGACUCAUAUGAGACUGACCUAUGGUAUUCAGGGAACAGUAUGCAACGAUGCCUUGAUGUCCUUUUUCUGCGGGCUCUGCGAGUUGUGCAGGAUGGCACGAGAAAUCCGCAUCAGGAAUGGAGACAUCACACUGUAACGAGACAUUAAGGUUUUUUUGGGGCAGCUCUAAACUGUAUCAUUCCCAUCGGUUGAUUAUUUCAUAGCUUUUUCGUCAAUAGCAAAUGCAGGAUUCAACUAAAGAAAUAUGCAAUUUAAUGUAUUAAAUCAGAUUUUUAACCUUUAGCUUUAGCUGUGUUACAGUGUGACAAAAGUGUUACUGCUAUUCUGCAAGAGUGUAAAUAAAUUGCAUUGCUCAACCUCUCACAGCAUGAUCAACUGCAUUUCAACAUAAACCAUUUUGACAGCGCUGUCAAUAAAAAUGUGAUUGUUUA